AGGAUUUAGGAAUCAGAAGGAGCCUCCAGGCAGUGAGUGAUGGUCUGAGCAGAGAAGGGCCUGUCUGAGGGAGCGGGGCAGUAUCAUCACAGAAACGGAGCCCACCUUAUCCCAGCACACGGGCCCAAGCGCCGGCCUCACCGCAACCCUCAGACUCCAAGCGGGGCCAGAGCACAGCCAGGAGAAUCUGGUUAGCUCCUCGGGGAAACUGAGGCUCACAGAAGGGUGGGAACACCCGGCCACGACGGUCACCACCACAAUCCAGGGUCCGGCCGAGGUCUCCCACUCCCCGUGGCUGGGCCCGGAGGACAGGCCACCAUCACCAUGUGCCCAGCCACGACAAGCCACAGGAGCUGAGGCCUGAGCCGAAAACCCUUCCCAUCUGACUGGGGACAAGGACAAGUACAAAGAAGGUCCCUCACCAGUGCCCUCUGAGCCGGCUAGGAUGUUCGGGCUGUUCAGCGUCUGGAGAACCGUGGAGCUGAUUGUGGCUCUCGAGGGGGUGGUCGGUAAUGGGCUGGUGCUCUGGAACCUUGGCCUCCACAUCAAGAAGGGGCCCUUCUCUGUCUACCUGCUGCACCUGGCCGCCUCGGAUUUCCUGUUCCUCUCCUGCCAUGUGGGCUUCUCCGUGGCCCAGGCUGCCCUGGGCAUCCAGGACACGCUCUACUUCGUGCUCACCUUCCUGUGGUUCGUGGUGGGGCUCUGGUUGCUGGCGGCCUUCAGCGUGGAGCGCUGCCUCUCUGACCUCUUCCCUGCCUGCUACCAGGGCUGCCGGCCCAGACAUGCCUCAGCUGUCCUCUGUGCCCUGGCGUGGGCCCUAAGCCUGCCAGCCGUGCUGCUGCCUGCCAACACCUGUGGCCUGCUACGCACCAGUGUGCGCCCCCUGGUCUGCCUGUGCUACCACGUGGCCAGCGUGGCCUGGCUCCUGCUGCUGGCUUUCGUGGCCUGUGUGGCCGGCGUGGUCCUCUUUGUCUGGGUGGCCUGCUGCUCCACGUGCCCUCGGCCCAGGUUCUACGGCAUCGUCCUGGGCAUGCUGCUCCUGCUCUUCUUCUGUGGACUGCCCUUGGUCCUCUACUGGAGCCUGCGGCCCCUGCUGAACUUCCUGCUGCCCAUCUUCUCCCCGCUGGCCAUGCUGCUGGCCUGUGUCAACAGCAGCUCCAAGCCCCUCAUCUACUUGACAUCAGGCCGGAAGCCCGGGAAGCGGGACCCGCUGCGGGUGGUGUUGCGGAGGGCCCUGGAGGAGGGCACUGGGCAGGGCACUGGGAUAGUACUGCCUAUGGGCCGCUUAUAGGUGGGCUUGCCCUGCCCACAAGGCCUGCCAGGAGACGCCCACCCUUGCCCAGACGCUUCCAGGGCCGGGAGGAGCCCCGCCCACCACCUAGCUCUUACCCUGAGCACUUAAGGGCUGGACACAGCUGGGGAGACUUGGUCCUGACCACCCCCCAGCCAGGCGUGCUGAGGGUAAGGGACGCCGGGAACCGGAGCUGGAGGGAGGUUGGGCCAGGUGGGAGAAAGGAGAAGCCUCCUGAACAGGGGUGAGGACAGGCACCACGCCCCCCAGGCCCCGCCCAGGCCCCCUCACCCAGCCCCUCCCACCCUGCUGCACCUGAGUCACACAAGAGAAAACUGAAGUAAAGCAGAGCCAGCCCCCAGCCCAUGAUGGGGGGCUACUGGAUGGGAACCCAGGCCUCCAGGCUCCUGCCGCCCUCCACGCCGCCUGCUGGCUGAGGCUCUGAUUCUCCCACUGCACAGUGUGUGGGGGGGAGCUGCUCCUUGCUCCCCACCCCCCUCAGCCAUCAUUGUCCUGCCCACCCCACGUGGGCUACACCCAAGGCUCUGUCUCCCUCUCCGAGGCCCAGGACUUGCAGGUGCCCGACGUCACCAGCAGAGGCCGCCAGGUGGUGCUGCUUCUGCGCAGAACAGACCCAGCCCCGUGGGCCGGCGGGCAGGUGCCUCCAUCGUCCCCUCCCGUCCC
Messenger RNA from Cebus imitator (Panamanian white-faced capuchin), 1975 nucleotides. It is a transcript of the gene MRGPRG, whose product is annotated as MAS related GPR family member G. Gene Ontology annotation, molecular function: G protein-coupled receptor activity. Gene Ontology annotation, biological process: G protein-coupled receptor signaling pathway. Lineage: Eukaryota; Metazoa; Chordata; Mammalia; Primates; Cebidae. The record is from RefSeq and is a predicted model, not a curated record. Gene Ontology annotation, cellular component: membrane.